AUGGAGCCUGACCAGCAACCUGACCAUUGGUCCCUGCACGAGAAUGAUGUCAACCUUGAAGACCUCCUCCUAUCCCUGUGGAGGGCCCGCCCAGGCGGUACUGAGAGCGACUGCUAUUGGGACAACUGGGGAUUCACUAUAUACCGUACAGCCUACGGCGGCGACACCAAUCAAGCCUGGCAGACCCUCCUGAAGAAGAUAGAAGACGACGUCGCUGCGGAAUGCGCCUACUACAAAGAGUACCGCGAAGCCCACUCGAGUGUCAAAUUAAAAAACCCGGAGGCGGCUGACAAGUUCAUCUCCCUCUUUAAGAUGGAUCCGCGGAGCAACCCCGAUCUCUUAAAUGACGCUACCAUGGAGCAGGUCCGCGAGAUUUAUCAGAAGGGCGUCGGCGGCCCGCCCAUAGUACACCAGACCCCGCAGUAUCACCUGUUCUUACUUGCUGAUGCCGAGGUCCUGAGCGCUAUCGCCAAAGGCGAAUUCUGGAUGAAGUGCGUCCAGGGAACGUAUAAGGCGGAGGAUCAUUAUGUUAAGGACUAUUCCGGGGUACAGACUAUGAAAUUGGCGUAUCACGGGUAUAUCAAGAUGACCGUGCAAAGCCUCCUCGUGCUCUGGGAUCGCUUGGCGAUUCGGCACUUGGAAGAGCUUAGUCCGACUUAUCUUGAGGAGCCUUUGAGGAUCUGGGAUGGCGACUGGUAG
Molecule: messenger RNA, 699 nt
Organism: Parascedosporium putredinis
Lineage: Eukaryota; Fungi; Ascomycota; Sordariomycetes; Microascales; Microascaceae
Source: the annotation of a GenBank genome assembly